UUAAUUUAGUGGAAGCACUCACUCGUUGACAAGCCUCACUUGCCAAACAGGAUUGCGCGAUGCUGUUGUCUCGCUUGCGUUAGAGAGAAAGCAGGGAGACAAUAGCUAAGAAAUCAGAAGCACUCUUGGGGCUCAGGCUCGGCGGCCAAACGGAGCGGGGUGGCCCCUGCCCGCUCUGCCCGAGUCCCUGCUCCUGCCGGCCAAAGGCGGACGCGGCUCCGUGCGGGGCGAGCCGGGCGCUCCGUGCGCGGCGCUGGAGCGGCCAAAGGCGGCCCCGCCCCGCCCGUCCCGCCCCGCCGCGGGCCGGGGCCGGGGCCGAGCGCUCGGGCGGGCGGCGCUCAGGAUGCUCGGGCAGCGCCGCGGGCCGGGCGGGCGCGAUGGAGCCGCCUGAGGGCUGGGAGCCCUACGGGCGGCCGGGCCGGCGCACGCAGCGGCUGCUCAGCGCCCUCGGCCGCCGCUACGGGCUGGAGCGCGGCGUGGAGAACGAGACCGUCGUGCUGGCCGCCGGCCCGGAGCAGCACCUGCAGGAGAUCUUCCAGCGCCUGCACUGCGCCGGGGCGGGCCGCAUCCCCGGCGAGGAGCUCCGCACGCUGUGCCGGGUGCCGGGGCCGCAGGAGGCGGCGGAGCCCGAGCGGUGCGCGGGGCUGUGGGACGGGCUCUCGGCCGAGCUCACCUUCCGCCACUUCCACGCGCGGCUCCGCGGCCACUUCAGCACCCGCGCGGGGCCGCGGCUGCCGCUGGGCCGGGAGAGCGAGCGCAUCGAGAGCCAGAUCCGCCCGCGCAGCCCCCGCCGCCGCCGCGCCCGCCCCGCCGAGCCCGAGCGGCGGCCGCCGGGGCCCUGCUCCCGGGAGCGCUGCCAGGAGACGGUGGCGCUGGAGCGGGCCGAGGAGCGCAUGGCCGAGCUGCUCGAGGAGAAGGGCAGCCUGCGGGAGCUGCUGGAGGACAUGCGGGCCGCCCUGCGGAGCAGCGAUGCGCGGUGCCUGGCGCUGCAGGUGGGACUGCAGAAGAGCCGUGCCAGCCAUAAAGAAGAAGGAUCCUGCUUCAUAGGGAGUAAGAGACCAUUAACACAGAAGCACUGCCAGACCAAGUGCCUCCAAAGUGUCCUGAAGGAAAUGGAGCUCGUGCACAGCUCCAGGGAUGGGCAGAUUGGAGAAGCCAUCAGGUUCAGUCAGGAGCUGGAGAAGGAGCUGAAGAGCUCUCAGGAAGCUCUGGUCAGCCUGGAGGAUUGCAACCGUAACCUGAAGAGGGAGCAGGCAGGGAUGAGGAGGAAGGUGGAAGAGGCCAGACACGCUGUCCUGAACAGUCUUGGCAAAGUGAAGGAGCUGGAAGUGAGAGCUAACGAGGUGCCCCAUCUGCAAGGAUACAUUCAGCAGCUGGAAUCACAACUGCAGCACUACAGGUCAGCAAUGGAGAGGUCCCAGCUUGGCCAGCAGAGCAGCCCCGAGCAGCAGGAGGGAGCAGCCGUGCCCGGGGGCACCCACGGCGUGGCCGUGGCACCGCGGGAUCGCCGCGGCUGCGCCGGCACCGCCCAGCGGGGGGAGCCCUUGGAGGAGCAGGAGGAUGAGCUGUGCCCCAGUGACUGUGCCAAGGAGAUCCCAGCCAGGCCCCCUUGCUGUGCCAGUGGGUGUGAUGAACAGAGGUGGAGGAAGCUCCUGUCCUGCCUGGAGACCAGCAGCACCAAGGGGAAGGACCCUGGGGAGCCCUUGGGGAGAAUCUCCCCCCUCACAGAGCAGCCAGAACUCAAGGGCCACCAAGAGAAAAGACUGGAAACAAACAUGGAAGAGGGGAAAGGCUCCUUGCUCGAGGAGCUGCAGCAGAAGGUGCAGGAGACAGAAAUGCUGAGGAUGGAGCUGCAGAUGGUGGAGACAGAGAGGGUUCGGCUGUCCCUGGUGGAAGAGAAGCUCAUGGAUGUUCUGCAGCUGCUCCAGAAACUCCGAGAUUUGAACAUAUCUAAGCGAGCCUUGGGGAAAAUCCUGCUGAGCACUUUGGAAUCCUGCCAUGACCCCCAGCCUGGCCAAGCCCAGCUGUCUGAAGUGCUGGACACCCUUCAGCAGCAGCUGACAGCCUGUGAACUGCUGCACAAGGAGCCCAUGGAGCAGGCAGAGAGCCCACAGUCCCUGUCCAACCCCCUGGUGAUCUCCUGCUGAGCCCAGCCAGCCCCAGCACAGCUGCAAGGAGGAGGGAGGGACAUUUGUCCAGCUCAGCCACACCUGGACUGGCCAGGAGUGAGGAAAAGGCAAGAGCAUCAGCCUGGGCUGAGCACAGCCCUGCCUUCCUGGACUGCAGAGCCCAACCUGGGGUGCCCUGGGGCUGGACUGGCACCAAACUGUGCCCACUAUCCUCACCUCAUCCAUAUGGAUUUACAGCUCUGCAGAGCUGGGACUGGGCUGGAACAAACCAACUGUGCCCACCACUCACCUGACCCACACAUUCACACUCUGGCCAUGCAGGGGCUGGGCACAGUUUGCAGCCUUUGUGGAAUUCCCACUCCAAAGCCAAGGCAGCCUGUGUCAUCCCUGGAUUUAUUGUCCCUUACUCUGCAAGUGACAAACAGUGAUAAACACAUCCAGGAGUGUGUGCCAGCAGUGCAGGUUUUAAGGGCUCUGUGUUUCUUACUCAUUUAUUCACCUUAUUUAACUCUGAAGCUAGAGUUUUUUAUUGCUCUGCUGAAUUUUAUAUUUGCAAUUACAGAGAUGCCUUAGGAAUAUGCAGCAGCCUUUCCUGACAACAGUCAGAUUUUACAUAAAAAGCUAAAUUUAAAUGCUUGAAGAUGGUCCAAAGCAAUCUUGUUCCCAGGCUCUCAGGGAAAGGAAGGGCUGAAAAAUUCACUUUGCUGUCGUUCAUGCAGUGCACCAGUGACUUCUCAAGUUUCAUUUCCCUCAAUGCAGCUGCUGAGACACAAAAUUAGGCCCCACAUGCAGGUCAAUUAAUAUAAAGAGCUGGGCCUAAUCAUGGUGCCAUGGAAUGUUUUAAUCAGCAAUAAAAUAAUUCCUGGGGCACAAGUAAAAAAAAAAAAAAAAAAAGGUUUCUUCCAAGGUGCUUUUGCUGUGUCAUUCACCUGCCAAACAGAGGCAGAAUUCCUAAAAGAGCCAGAUGAAUUUAUGUUAUUGAAAAAAUGCACUGUGCAUCUUUUAAGAAUGUGAAACAAUUCGCCUGAGAUAAUGCCAGAGAUGAAAUAAGAUCAUUCAUUAUGAAUUUUUUCCCAGGAAAAUGGUUUUUAUACAGGAAUAGGGUCCAAAGUGCAAGCUGGGGAGUAAGAUAUCCAUUGCUUUCCAUUCUGAACACACUGUGUAGCUCACACACACCCCCAUUAAAAAUUAUGGCACCUUUCAGCCACACUGGGAACAAAAAUUUAUAUUAUUUAAAUUCCAUUUUAAAGGAAAGAAAAAAAGGUGUUAUGCAAACAAUGAAACAAAACUCUGUUCAAUGGUGUUUUACCUUAUUGGGUUUUUUUGUGUUCUGGGGUUAUUUUAUGUAUUAGCAGAGGAGAAUUUUAAGAAUAGAUGGAAUAGGUAUGUUGCUAAUGUCCAUUUUUCUUAAAGAUACACUAGACAGGACAUAGAUACAUAGAACAUUAUUCACCCUCUAAGAAAGAAAAGUGUCUCUUAAUGCUAAAUCUAUUACUAACAAGAUACCAGAACAUAAUAUACUAUAUAUAUAUAUGUAUGCUGAGGAUGUACUGAGGUGUAUGUUAGUCUUAUAUCCUACAGAAACAGCCUGAGUUGUGCCUCAGGUGAAAGUUUCAAUGGGCAGAAAUCAGAUCCCUGCUUGGGUUCAUUUGCUGAAAAAACCCAUAAAGUGUCAGUUUUGAUUUUGUGCAGCUCUCUCAGACUUUCCCAGGAAUGAGGCAGAGGUGUAAGGAGGGGAAAAGCCAGGAAAUCAUGAAAUGAGCCUGCUGUGUGUGUUCAGGUGGCAGGUGGGACAUUCAGGAGCAGGAUUCUGAUGCAGGUGCAUCCCUGGCUCUGGAUCCUCAUUUACUCUUGCAGUGUUUGGAUUUGGAACCAUCUGGACCCUUUUUCCUCUUCCCACAUUCCCAAACCUGGCUGUCUAUUUCUCACAGACUUUCCAUUUCCUUAGAUCUGCACAAACUCACUCCUAGUAAUUAACUUUCUAUUAAACCUGCAAACUGAUCCUAAAAGGAAAUCUGGAUAUUUUCUCCCCUGACCUCCACCUCAAAGUUUUUGGGUUUUUUUCCACAAAAAACCUUUCUGAUUUGACUUCAUCCUCAAUGUCCUUUCCCCUCCCAACACCCUCCUCACUUCCCAUUUGGCAAAUUUCUCCCUGGGAUAACCUCUGAGGGGUUCACACUUCCAGCACAAAUUACAUUUUUCAAGGAAAGUUUCCUCUAGCCAUUAUUUUUUAGUUUAUAGGAGUCAUUGACUAUCAGUAAAUUAAAGACCACCUGAUCUCUAAAGUUGUUUAAUAAUUGUCCCACUUAUUUAUGAAGCUGUCUCUGGAGUAUUUGGCUGUGAGGACUCAUCCCAGAUGUUAAACUGAGCCACAGAAUUUUUGCAGCAGUUCAGAGUGGCCCAGUCCAGGCAGAGCUGCUCCCAGGGGUUCAGAGCAUCUGAACAUUUUGGAAGGAAAAACCCUUGGCACCAGCACUUGUGGAAUUAAAACUCCUCCCUUCCAUGAUUCCUUUAAUCUGGUACAUGGUGGUGAAAGGGGCUGGGAUUAGGAAGAAAGGAGCACUUUUGAACAAAAUGGAAUUGCUCAGUGUGAGAGUGACACUAAACCUUCACAGUGCCUGUGACAUGUGGCAUUACCAGCCACAGGGCUUCUCAGAUUUAUAAUUUCAUGGAGUUUAAGUCACUGAAUCCUUUAGUAUUUACAUUGUCUUAUUCUUAAUAAUUUUAUGUAUAAUUCCCCAAAACACAAAAGCUAUAGAGUGUGUUUCCUAGUGUGAAAUUAAAUUAAAAUCAUCCUUACGUCCUUAAUUACACUUCACUUUCAAAAGACUGGGAUUAUUCAGAGGUCUUGGGUUUCUAUUCUACUUUUCUGUCUCUUCUUUUUGCCUCAGCAUGCCAAGAUAGCACAACUUCAUUUUGCCUCCUUAACUUUUUUGGAAUCACCUUGAGGCUGAAAGCAUCACACCCCAAACCUGGGUGGAGGUACCCAUAGAAGAGCUCAGCUCAGCAAAGCAAAAACCCCCUUGUUUUAUGCAGCUCCCUCACUUCUUCACUCAGAAGGGGUGUCUGAAUUACAGCAAAUUUCCCUCAAGGGAGAGUCACUUCUUAAAUGGCAGUAUUUCCUAAAAUUCUUGUAUUUUUCUCACUGUAACCAUUUCAGAUUAUCUGGAGAAUAGAUAGACUUGAUCCCCCACCCAUUUCCAGACUGUAGAACAAAAGAAGAGAAGGAAAAGGCUCAGAGGAUUUCUAAAAUUCCUAAACUGGCUUUUUAGACCCAGUCACCAGCUGGACAGCAAAUUCAAUUCAUGGCCAUUUUCCCUCCUGCCAAUACAACCUUGUUUUUGUCUACUGAAACUCCCAAAAUGAUAGCAGAGUGCCAGAAUCAGCAGGAAAAGGUCUCCUUAUAUUCCCACCUCUGUCAAAACCCACAGCACAGAAUACAGAUUUUAUGUUCAAUAAUAACCCAGGGAAUAAAGCAGAAUUAACUCUGCAUGAAGAGAAGGAUUUGGGGAGAGCUGAGAGCCCUUCCAGGGCUAAAGGGGCUCAGCAGGAGUGGAGAGGGAUUUUCAUGAAGGUGUGGGGUGAGAGGGCAAGGGGGGAUGGCUUUAAGCUGGGAGUGGGGUUAGUUGGGAUGGUGGGAAGAAAUUAUUUACUAUAAGGGUGGUGAGGCACUGGAAUAGAUUGUCCAGAGAGGUUGUGGAUUCCCCUGGGAAUGUUCCCAGAUGGGGCUUGGAGCAACCUGGUCUAGUGGAAGUUGUUCCUGCCCAUGCAGAGCUUGAAGUUCCCUUCCAACACAAACCAUCCUGUGAUUCCAUGAAUAUUCCACAAACUGUGCUGUACUGCUCCUGUGGGCCCUGCUCUACUCAGGGUGUAACUCCACCUCAUCCUCACUGCAGGCAUGGGCAGCCCAAAUUCUUCACUCCAGGCAGCUUCACCUGGGACUCAAACCCCAGGGAGUUCCUGGGUUGCACAAACCAAAUUACAUCCUAAAUUACUUUGGGAUUCUGCCUCAAAGAGCUGUGAGGUAACUUAUCUCUGUCAGGGAGUAAACAAGGACUGCAGGAUGACAUUGAAAAAUUAUCAGCAUUCAAGUGGUUCCACCCACUUUGCACCCUGCAAAGCAGAAAGGUCAUGAGAGCUGAGGGUUUGGGUAUUAUGGUUUGAGAUAAUUUCUGUACUUCAAGGUUUUAUUGUUUGAUAGCCUUGGUUUUUAUGAUUGUUUCUCAUUGAUUUUUUUUUUUUUUUUUUCACAAUUACAAGUGGAAAAACGGUCUCUAACCAAGGUCCAGUCUUCUGUGAGGAAUUUUCUACCUUGUACACUUGCCAGCAACAGAUAAAGAAGAAAAAAUAAGAGAGAGUGAAUAUGUGGAGGCUGAUACAAUUUGACUUAAAAUCCAUUUAGAUAAAAAAACGUUGCUUUUAAAUAAAGAACAUGCAAUACCCA
Oenanthe melanoleuca is the source of this 6573-nucleotide messenger RNA. Its product is annotated as EF-hand and coiled-coil domain-containing protein 1-like. Bases 378 to 2147 code for a protein of 589 amino acids. The record is from RefSeq and is a predicted model, not a curated record. The transcript has 8 exons. NCBI's taxonomy places the organism in Eukaryota, Metazoa, Chordata, Aves, Passeriformes, Muscicapidae.